AUGUGGGUCUGCUUGCUGGACCGUGUUGCUAUGAAUGGUCGUGUUUUUUCCUUAGACCCUCCUCCCACCUUACUGCUCAUUCUACUAGCAGGACAGUCUGUGCGUUUGUCCUCUUUUGGCAAAUACAGGAAACAUAGCCCUGGAUUGGUUAUCGCCUUUUGCGAAAAAUCGCAGGUACAUUCACUAUUAAUGCUCAACUUUAUUCGCAAAUGCCGACCGCCGCGAUCUGGCCCCCACGAAUCUGAAAUGAUUUCGAUCCAGGAUAUAUGGUCUUUUUUUGAGGUUCUGCAAGUCAAGCUUUUCAGGGAUGUAGGCAGAAAGUCUGUGUGGUUCUUUUGUCAUAUUGCUCGACCUUCUCAAUAUAUUCAGCUCAACACCGGGAAGAGACCAAGAUAUGUCGUUCUGCAGUACAUAUCAGCACACGUUCUCACAACCUCUCUCUCUGUGCGACUCUGCGACGGUUAUGGCGUAUUGAUGCCUGUCGAUCAUGUCGUGCAACGUCCGGGAUCGCCUCACACCUCGCGCCGCGUUAUUAAACUCGGGCUCUGGAUACGCAGGUAUCUACAAUAUGAUCUCCCCAGCAAUGUAGUGUUCGCUCUAAUUAAAACCGAGAGCAUCAAGGGCACCCCAUCAGCACCGAGAAUCCUCUGA
Molecule: messenger RNA, 651 nt
Organism: Morchella sextelata
Lineage: Eukaryota; Fungi; Ascomycota; Pezizomycetes; Pezizales; Morchellaceae
Exons: 11
Coding region: 1-651 (216 amino acids)
Source: RefSeq, a predicted model, not a curated record